Diachasma alloeum is the source of this 1890-nucleotide messenger RNA. RefSeq names its product probable arginine--tRNA ligase, mitochondrial (gene ArgRS-m). The transcript has 5 exons. Gene Ontology annotation, cellular component: mitochondrion. Gene Ontology annotation, molecular function: arginine-tRNA ligase activity; ATP binding. Gene Ontology annotation, biological process: mitochondrial translation; arginyl-tRNA aminoacylation. Lineage: Eukaryota; Metazoa; Arthropoda; Insecta; Hymenoptera; Braconidae. The record is from RefSeq and is a predicted model, not a curated record. Bases 126 to 1826 code for a protein of 566 amino acids.
GCAGGUUGGGUUGUUACCACAGCGGUGUGAAGUAGAAUGUCUCGAUUGUGCAGACAGAACUUGAUAUUUUUUUAAAGAGUGAUUGAGGGUUGAUACCUGUCGGAGGGAGGGGCACUACCAGCGAGAUGAGCAGCCGCAUCAGGUCUCUGCUUCAGAAGAAGAUCCUCCAAAGCACUGGACUCCCAGACCUCCCAAUCUCCCAGCAUUUGUCCCUAAAACUCGACAAAACCACAAAUGCAUUUGCCUACGAAUUCCCCUUGAGAACCCCCAGUUACGACAUUCGAGGUCACUCUGACCUGCUCACCUCUCUCCAAAUAGAGGACGACCUCUUCAAGACCGUGAGCCUAACGAAACGAAAAAACCACGAGUUCCUCUCGAUCUCGAUGAACCGCGAGAGCUUCGUAAAACAGACCCUAGAGUGUAACCGGCGCCAGGUCGUUCCCCCAGGGGUCGCCGAGGCGAAUAAAAAAAUCCUCGUGGAGUUCUCCUCCCCGAACAUCGCCAAGCCCUUCCACGUGGGGCACCUCCGCUCCACAAUAAUCGGAAACUACGUUUCGAACCUGAAUAAAUACCUCAACAAUAGAGUCCUGAAGCUGAAUUACCUGGGGGACUGGGGAACGCAAUUGGGAUUUAUCCUCCUGGGGAUGGAUCUGCUGGACAUUCCAGCGGAGAAAAUGAGGGACGAUCCGAUGCGACAGCUGUACGAGGCGUAUGUCCACGCGAAUAAAUUAUCGGAGAGUGAUCCAGGGGUUCUGGACAAGGCCAGGGACAUCUUCCAGAGGCUGGAGAAGGGGGAUGCGGCGGGCCUGAGCCGCUGGGAGAUGCUGAAAAAUUUAACUGUCAAGGAGUUGCAGAAGACUUACGAGAGGCUGGGGGUGCAGUUUGACGAGUACCACUGGGAGUCCUCCUACAAUUUCUCGAAGAUCACUGGAGUGAUAGAUCACAUGGGGCAAUUGGAGCUGCUGAGGGUCGAUGAGCAGGGCAGAAAGGUCGUCGAAAUUAAUGAGAAGAGAAAUUUACCGAUAAUUAAGAGUGAUGGGUCGACGUUGUACAUCACUAGGGACAUCGCAGCGGCGAUUGAUCGUGCGGGGAGAGGCGAGUUCGACGCGAUGUACUACGUCGUGGAGUCCGGGCAGCAUGAUCACUUGAAUAAUUUAUUCACAAUUUUGGGGAGGAUGGGCUACUCGUGGGCGAGUAAACUCCAGCAUUUGAAGUUUGGGAGGAUCUCGGGGAUGAGCACGAGGAGGGGAACCGCGGUGUUCCUUGAGGACUUUCUGGACGAGGCGAGGGACGCUAUGAGGGAGCAGCAGAGACAGACUGCGACGACGAAGGUGGAUUUGGACUCUGAGGAAGGGAGCUCGGAUGUCCUGGGGAUUUCUGCUGUUGUUGUUCAUGAUUUGAAGCAGAGAAGAACCAAGGAUUAUAAAUUCAGCUGGGACGUAGCACUAGAUAUAAAAGGCGAGACCGGUGUAAAGCUGCAAUACACCCACUGCCGUCUAUUCGGAAUAGAAGAGAAUAGCGGAGCAACUCUGCCGUCUGAAUGUAACCCACAGCUGUUGACAGAGCCAAUCAUCAAUGAUCUAGUCACCGCAAUUAGUCAAUUUGAUGAGGCGGUUGUUCUAUCCUAUCAGACACUGGAGUCCUGUUACUUGGCCAAGUACCUGUUCAAUUUGAGUCACACAGUGAACAAGACGAUCCAGGAAAUACGAGUCAAGGGUGAAUCAUCGGACGUUGCAGCGCAGCGACUCCUGCUGUAUCAUUCCUCUAGAAAUGUUCUAAACACUGGGAUGAAACUUCUCGGUCUAACACCUCUGAAUAAAAUGUAAAGUUGAAUAAUUCGUUUGUAAUUAACGAUUGAUUACAAGUAACAGAGCAACUAUUCAAUGUCAA